Molecule: messenger RNA, 7541 nt
Organism: Salarias fasciatus (jewelled blenny)
Lineage: Eukaryota; Metazoa; Chordata; Actinopteri; Blenniiformes; Blenniidae
Gene: ubr3
Product: ubiquitin protein ligase E3 component n-recognin 3
Exons: 39
Coding region: 246-5780 (1844 amino acids)
Biological process (GO): ubiquitin-dependent protein catabolic process via the N-end rule pathway; protein ubiquitination
Cellular component (GO): cytoplasm; ubiquitin ligase complex
Molecular function (GO): ubiquitin protein ligase activity; zinc ion binding
Source: RefSeq, a predicted model, not a curated record
GGACGCGGAUGACUGUGCUGAACGGAGCAGGCUCAACAGCCGGGCUCUAGAUUUACCUCCGGCCUGACGGCAACCCAGCGGUUAAAAGUGGAGCUUUCUUCUUUCUUCCCAAGAAGAAAGAGCGACAAUCACUUUAACGAGAAAUUUGCUAGCCAACAGCGACGUAACGAUCCGUAUCGCGAGAAAAGCCGAGAACAUGGAAACAAGACAACAAAAAUAAAUUUGUGGACGACAAGCCAGAGAGCAUGAUGGCGGCGUCGCUGCUGCGCCGGGACAAGAAAGCCACUGCCGCCCACUUGAAGGCAGACUUGACCCGGACUGACAAUAGCUCCGGGCUGCGGCAGCUCCAGGAGCUGCUCGACGCGGUGCUCGAUCCCGAAAAGCCAGCGGGGGACACUGAGGCGCUGGACUGGUGUAAAUGUCUGAUUGCAGGAGGCGAAGGUUUCGAGGAGUUCUGCAAAACAGUCCGGUCCUAUGACAACGCCACUCUGUGCGGCUUGGUGUGGACGGCGAAUUUCGUGGCGUACCGAUGCCGGACCUGUGGCAUCUCGCCGUGCAUGUCGCUGUGCGCGGAGUGCUUCAAUAACGGGGACCACACGGGCCACGAUUUCAACAUGUUCCGGAGCCAGGCUGGCGGGGCCUGUGACUGUGGAGACAGUAAUGUCAUGCGAGAGAGUGGGUUUUGCAGACGGCAUCGGUUGAGAACUGGAGAAAAUGUACCGUCAAUACCUCGAGACCUUCUCUUGAUGUCUGAGAUGGUUCUUCCUCGCUUCAUCCUGUAUAUCAUACAGUAUCUUAGAGACGGAUAUGUUGAACCAGACACCUCAACGGAGAGAGACCUUCAGAAAGUUCUCCAGCAGCUGGAGCCUCAGAUCUCCUUCCUGGAAGAACUUACGAAAAUGGGCGGAGCCAUGAGGACUGUACUGACAAAGAUCUUGACCAAUCAGCAAACAUUCACUGAGUUGAGCAUGGGCCAAGAAGGUAAUUUGUAUGCGAAAAAGAACUAUGACAAGUAUUUGUCAGCGCUGAAGAACUCGUUUCUGGUGUCUGUGGAGGAGAAAGCUCAAAGCGCCACGGCCGACGUCCCUGUUGGCGCUGAGGGAGGUGCAGGAGCAAUGGCCCUGCUGGGAACUACUGGACCAGGGAGCCCAGAUGAGUCUAAUAAAGAGGAGGAUCAAGAUGGAGGACAGUCAGUCGGUCAGAGGAAGAGGGUGAAGCUGAGCAGCAGUACCAGAGACCCGCGCAUUAUUGAAUCUCUGAAGCAUAAAUACUUCCUUGAAGAGUUGCUGUUUUGGACGAUAAAAUACGAGUUUCCUCAGAAGAUGGUCACCUUCCUGCUAAACAUGUUGCCAGAUCAAGAUUACAAGAUCACAUUCACGAAAACUUUUGUUCAGCAUUAUGCCUUCAUCAUGAAAACGCUGAUGAAAAGCCACGAGUCGGACACCAUGUCCAACCGCAUUGUACACAUCAGCGUCCAGCUGUUCAGCAACGAGGAGCUGGCCCGGCACGUGACGGAGGAGUGCGGCCUGCUGGAGGUCAUGGUCACGGUGCUGCUCUACAUGAUGGAGAGUUGCCUUAUUAAAAGUGAACUGCAGGAUGAGGAGAACAGUCGCCAUGUGGUCGUGAACUGCAGUGAAGCUCUGUUGAAGAACAACACCUACUGGCCCCUGGUUAGCGAUUUUAUCAACAUCCUCUCACACCAAAGUGUAGCCAAACGAUUCCUGGAAGACAAAUCAUUGUUGAUGCUGUGGAUGAGCUUUGUGUCAUUUUUUCAAGGCAUGAACCUGAAUAAGCGGGAGCUGAACGAACAUGUGGAAUUUGAGUCUCAGACAUACUAUGCAGCCUUCGCAGCGGAACUUGAAGCCUGUGCCCAACCGAUGUGGGGUCUCUUGACGCACUGCAAAGUCAAAGAAACCCAGGAGUACACUAAAACUGUGGUUCGCUACUGCUUGAAGACGUUGCAAAUGUGGUUUGAUACGAUUUGCUUCAUUGACGAGCCUGCCCCAAAUCAAGUGACGUUUCACCUGCCUCUGCACCGUUACUAUGCCAUGUUCCUGAGUAAGGCUGUUAAAUGUCAAGGUCUAGAUCUGGACAGCCUCCUCCCUGACCAAGAGAUGCUGAUGAAGAUCAUGGUGCACCCACUCCAAAUCCAGGCGUGCCUGUCAGAGAUCCACAGCAACAUGUGGGUCAGAAAUGGUCUCCAGAUUAAAGGACAGGCGAUGACCUAUGUGCAGUCACACUUCUGCAACUCCAUGAUUGAUCCAGACAUCUACCUGCUGCAGGUUUGUGCAUCAAGACUGGAUCCCGACUACUUUAUCUCGAGUGUUUUUGAGAGGUUUAAAGUGGUGGACCUGUUGACCAUGGCGUCCCAGCAUCAGAACGCCGUGCUAGAUUCUGAGCAAGAGAGACCAAUGCUGGAGGGAGCUCUGACCUUUCUGGUCAUCCUCACAAGUCUUCGCAUUCACUUGGGGAUGACCGACGACGAGAUCCUUCGGGCUGAGAUGGUCUCUCAGCUGUGUAUGAAUGACCGGACACACAGUGCCCUGCUUGACCUGAUUCCUGAGAAUCCCAACCCAAAGAGCGGCAUAGUUCCAGGAAGCUGUAGUUUUGAGGAUAUGCUCUCGGCUGUGGCUGACUUCAAGGCUCCAGUGUUCGAGCCUGGAGGCUCCAUGCAGCAGGGCAUGUACACACCGAAAGCUGAAGUGUGGGAGAAGGAGUUUGACCCCAUCAUGGUCGUUCUCAGAACAGUCUAUCGCCGUGAUGUCCAGUCAGCAAUGGACAGAUACUCAGCUUUUCUGAAGCAGUUUGGCAUUCACACUGGCAACCCAUGGCCGCCCUACAAGGAGAGGACUCAAUUGCACCCUUGUUAUAAAGGUCUGAUUAGACUGCUGCACUGCAAGACGCUGCACAUUGUGAUAUUCACGCUGCUAUAUAAGAUCUGGAUGGAUCACCAGAACAUGUCUGAACACGUGCUCUGCAUGGUGCUGUACCUCAUCGAGCUGGGACUGGACAACCAGGUGCAAGACAGCAAGGAGGAUGAGGAGCCUUGUAUCGAAGAGCACUGUCACGACAGCUGGUUCCCAGGCACCAAUCUUCUCUCCAAUCUGCACCACGUCAUCAACUUCGUGAGGGUGCGUGUUCCCGAGACGGCUCCAGAGGUGAAGAGAGAAGCCCCUCCCAGCACCAGCACUGAAGCUUCUGCUUACGGCCAGAACCUCCGUGAAGCUCAGGUCUUCAGCCUCGUUGCAGAGCGCAGGAGGAAGUUCCAGGAGAUCAUCAACCGCAGCAGCAGCGAGGCCGCCCAGGUCGUCCGGCCCAAGAGCUCCUCGACCCGCUGGGUCCCGCCUGGCACGCCGCCGCAGCUGGUCACCGAGAUCCUGGAAAUCCGAGAGAGCAUGCUGUCGCUGCUCAUCAAGCUGCACCAGAAGCUGUCGUCCAAGCAGAACUCUCUGUCCGCCUCCUGGCUGGAGGACAUGGAUACGAGCCGCCACGCGCACGGCGACGGCAUCACGGCCAUCGAGCGCAUCCUCACCAAGGCGGCGGCGCGCAGCUGCCAGAUCAAGCGCAGCAUCCAGGACAUCUGUGGAAAGGUGUGUCCUCCAGUGCCACCAAAGAAAAACAGCCCCACUGACAAGAAAGCCAUGGAUAAAGAAGAGAGACGUCAGAGGGCUCGAGAGAGGCAGCAGAAACUGCUCGCUGAAUUUGCCUCCAGGCAGAAAAGUUUCAUGGAAACAGCCAUGGAUGUUGAAUCCCCCGAGACGGACGCAGCCAUGGACCUGGGAGCGUCUGAAGUGAUGGAGUCCGAGGUUCUCUAUGACUGUGUGAUCUGCGGCCAGAGCGGACCCUCCACCGAGGACCGGCCCACGGGUCUGGUGGUCCUCCUCCAGGCAUCCUCAGUGCUCGGCCACCGCUGCAAAGGGAAAGACCCCAAAAACCUGCCAACCAGCGACGAGGAGCACAUCUACUCUGCCGACACGUGUGGCGUGGCUCACGACGUGCGGCUCACGCUCAUGCAGCGCUUCUUCAAAGAUAGUUCCUGUCUGCAGUCGGUGUCAAUAGGUUGGGACGGGGGCGUCUACGUCCAGACCUGCGGACACACUCUGCAUAUAGAUUGCCACAAGUCAUACAUGGAGUCUCUGAGGAACGACCAGGUGCUCCAGGGCUUCUCCGUUGACAAGGGGGAAUUCACGUGCCCGCUGUGCAGACAGUUUGCCAACAGUGUCCUCCCUUGUCGUCCGGGGCGUGGCACGGAGGCUGGCGCCUGGCACAGCCCCACAAACAAGAAGACAUGCGUCCUCGUGAAGGAGGUGGAGGAUCUCCAGGAGAAGCUCGGCCUUUUCCCGACGGAGUCCAACCUGAGUAAAGAGAUGGAGCUGGUCAUCAAAGACAUUAAGAACACCACUCAGAAGAAAUACAUGGACUACGGCAAGAACCCUGGCUCUCCCGACAAUGAUUUCCUCUUCAUGUAUUCAGUAGCAAGAACCAACCUGGAGUUGGAGCUGGUGCACCGAGGAGGAAACCUGUGCUCCGGAGGGGCCAGUGCAGCUGCCAAACGCUCAUGUCUGAAUCAGCUGUUCCACGUGUUGGCCAUGCACAUGCGUCUCUACAGCAUCGACUCAGCCUACAACCCCUGGACGAAAUUGACUCAGGUUACACAAAAUAAAGAUGCAGACGUCUUUGAUGGCGAAAGACCUGAAGUCCCCAUGCUGUAUCGAGACGUCCCCUCCCUCCUGAUCAUCUUCGUGCUAACCAUGCCACAGCCUCUGCGGAAAGAGCACUUUACCUGCGUGGUGAAGAUGCUGUUCAACCUGCAGUUCAUUCAGGCCGUGGCCGCGCUGUCGACCAGGCUGAGCUCGGAGGAGCGGCAGGCCUGGAGCGCUUCAGGAGCACUCAAGAAGAGCGCCGCCAACUCAGAGAAGUCGUUCGAGGCGCUGCUCUAUCACGUCAUCAGCGAGCUCUCCAAGGACACGUGCGUCUACAAAGUGAACGAAGAAGAAACAACAAUGCUGAGCUCCAGUGUGUGGUCCCCGCAGUCUAUCGAGUUCAGCCUCCAGCAGUUCUGCCUGCCCUUCCUCCGCCUGUCCUGCCUCUUGCAGCACCACCUCUACGGAGACGGCCUCACCGGCUGCCUGGAGGAAGAGGAGUUCUCGUCGCUGGCCGUGUGUCUGGGGCUCCUGCCCUCGGCGCCUCAGCCCGCCAGCGCCGUGCACAGCGCCUCGUGUCUGGAGUGGCCCGUCGACGCCUUCGACCUGGUGUCGCAGUGGUGCGCAGAGGUCACCGGGCUGUCUCUGAUCCACGCCGAGCAGUCGCUGACCCUGCUGGUCAAAGACCCUCAGUGGGCAGCCCCCCACCUGCUCCAGCUGCCCGACAACUACAACAUCAUCUUCCAGUACUACCACAGAAAGGCCUGCACCGGCUGCAAGAAGGUGCCAAAAGACCCCGCGCUCUGCCUGGUGUGCGGCGCCUUCGUCUGCCUCAAAGGCGUCUGCUGCAAGCAGCAGGGGGUCUGCGAAUGCGUUUUGCACUCCCAACACUGCGGCGCCGCCACCGGCAUCUUUCUCCUGAUCAACGCCUCCGUCAUCAUCAUCAUCCGAGGACAUCGCUUCUGCCUGUGGGGCUCGGUUUACCUGGACGCUCACGGGGAGGAGGACCGAGAUUUACGUCGUGGAAAACCUCUCUUCCUCUGCGAAGAGCGGUAUCGAGUGCUGGAGCAGCAGUGGGUCUCUCACACCUUCGAUCACAUCAAUAAGCGUUGGGGGCCGCACUACAACGGACUCUGAGAUCUUCCAAGUCCACCGAGAAAACCACGGCCCAAGAUGGAGAAGGAGGCUUUUUCUUUUCUUUUUUUUUUUUUUCUGGUUUCUGUGUCUGCCUUGGUCAGAGAUAUUUGGGGAAAAUCUUCAACGUGAUAAACACAAACAUCCAUCGAGGGGUAUCGCUGCCACAGCUCUGGUUCAUGUGAAGUUUGUUGUACAGUCAUGCCUAAAGAUUAACACGUGUGUGUGUGUGUGUUCAAGUGAUUUCUUGUGUGGUUUUCAACAAAGGAAAAAAAAAAGAACGAAUUUGGUCAGAUCAAAGUGAAAAAGCACAACUUCACAGAGAAAUUGGAUUGGUUUUCAACCGGCUUUUAAAGCCCCUCCUUAUUUAUUUGGGUUGAAACAUAGAUAUAUAUCUAUUAUAUAAAGUGCUGGAUUUCCCUGCAAGGUUUUAUUACGUUUUUUUUUUUUUUUUUUGCACCAUUGAUGACGAUGUUCCUGCAUAUCCCGUUUGAUUUAUCAAAACGUGCUCUGCUGUGCUGGCAUGAGUUUGGAAGCUCCUGACGAGUGUGGCGAUGUUAUUGCAAUGUGCACUCAUGGUGUGCGUGUGUGUGUGUGUGUGUGUGCGUGUGUGUGUGCGCGUGCGUGUGUGCCGACACGUGACGAUAGGCCGGACAAGUCCACCCAUCAAUACGACGAGAGUUAUUUUGCAGACAAAGCAAAGGCUCUUUUUCUGGGUCUAGUUGCAAUCCAUCCUCAGGAAUUUUUUUUCUUCUUUGUUUUUUUUUUUUUUUUUUUGUUUUUUUGCUGUUUUGAGAUACGUUAUAGAUAUUUAAAUAAAAUUGCUGCUGCUCACUGUUCAAGUAAAUAAUUUUAACUUUUGUGAAGUUUUUCUUUUUUCUUUCCUUUUUUUUUUUUUUCUAAGGUUGUGCUUUGACUUUUGCGUAGAUGGCUGGGAAUGUCGACUGAAACUCAGUUUAAGAAGGUAUGCGGUCAUCACGCCCCCCCCCCCCCACUGUCUCACUUCUGGCCGGGGAAGAAACUCAAAACGCUAACUUUUUAGUCACACUCUUUACGAUUUACCGUCCUCGCUGCGCCAAAAUCCUGAAAUCAAACAUUUUUUAAGGCAGCGCGGCGGCGAGGAGUCCUGCUGCAUUGGCAGAAACGGAACUCCACGCCACAGCAGAACUGCUGCAUCACUCCUGUCAGAGUUACUCUCCCAAGAUAUGAAACUCAGUGAAAUUAAAGUUGCUUGUGAGAAGAAAUGCCAGCAAUAAACAUUGAUCUUUCUGGUUUUACCCCCCCAUGCUUUUGAUCGUCAAGUCAUAACUGCAGUGGAGAACAUUUAUUAUGAUGACUAACUCUUGCUCGUGCAUCAUCUAGUUGUGUUUUAUAGUUGCAUUCCAGCAUUGCAGGAUUAUCAGACUUGAGUAUCUGUUACACACUGUGCAUGACAUCCUUCUAGCCAUCAUUACUUGUAAGUGUCUUAGCUUCUUAAUUUUCACAUUAUCAUCUUUUUUUUUUUUUUUUCUGGAACAGAAAAUCUUAUCCAGUUGUGCCUGUGAGGUUUGUUUGCAGUGAUUAACUGCUCUGAGCUGAUAUUCAUGAGUUUUUUUUUUUUUUUUAAUGCUGGGCCACAUCGUGCUGCACCGAGAAAUUGUCAACGGAUAUUUCAACACUUGAAACAUCUCUCUUGAAUUCAUGCAUGCUGCUUUUCUCUUUUACCGAGACCCCCCUCCCCCCCGCCCCUCCUUUUUAUUUUGCAGUACCCACUUUGUAAAAAAA